CCAUCAAAAUACACCAACAUAACACUAAUAAAAAGUAAAAAAAAUAAAACACUUAUUUUCAUAAUGCCAAUACACAAUUCGCGAUUGGAAAAACAGGUUAAGUUUAGGGUUCUUCCGGAGCACAUAUCAGAAAAAGCUGUAAGUUUAACAACUUCUGUAAAAUCGCCCAGACGCCAACAGGAUAAUGUCAAGAGAGAAAAAAUCGCAAAGAAAAUUGAAAAGCAAACUGGUCUAACAUCUUGUUUGAUUGCCAGUUCGCCCGAUUUACGGAUCGGUGGAGGUGCCAAUGAUCCAGCCCCGCGUAAUGCUGGAAAAUUACCUCGCACUGACAGCGAGUGUCAGUUCAAGGCUCCGGGAUUCCGUUUUCUUACGGAAAGAGACACGUCUUUAAACAGCCAUGAGGUCAAAAUGAGUCCCCGCGUGGUCAUGAAGAAAGAAUUAAAACACAAAUGCGAUUUCUUUUCCAAAGUUGAGGACACGCGACCCUUUAAGAAUAAAGUCACCCAGACGCUUUACAGGGAAUCCUCUGCGCAGACUAUUAGUUAUUUGCCGGAAAUUUUAGAAACAAAGAACUUCAAAAAAUUGGAACUGUUUUCCCUGCCAUCUGUAUUGCCAGGAUCAAAUAAACCAGGGCUGCAUGAAGUCGAGGUCCUGGAGCGUGCCAGGAAGAGAUGGGCCUUCAGCGAUGCCCUGAAGGUAAACUUUAAAAGACUCCUUCUUGAGGCUAGAAAAGUUUCUAUAAAAACCGAGUUCAAAGAGAUUUUGGAAGCCUUCGAGUGGGAGCAGUGGAUCCAGCGGGAGGAGGACAUUCAGGAUUGCCAGAUGAUGCGUCUCCAGAUCGUGAUCAAAAUGUUUGACAAGCGGGAGAAGGAAAUGCACGCCGCCUCAAAGUCACGGAUAGAAAAAGCCUGCGAACGAAUCGAGGAGCGACGCCUAGCUGGUUUGCGAAAGAACGAGAUCGAAUACCAACGGGGAAUGCGUCGCCUGGAGAUCCAAGUCACGAAGACCCCGCGAAGGUGGGAAAAGCAAAAGCCCAUGCAUUCUUUGGGAUCUCCGUGCUCGGAAUUCUAUGCUCCGCUUUUAAGAUACGGCGUCGAUCCGGCACAUAGAAACUAUGUCUCAAAAACCGGACAAAAUGCUUUUGACAUGAGAAUCGAUGAACUGGAGAAGAAAGUCAACGUGAACCAAUUAAAAUGUCCGUUUAGAAAGCUCAAAGAUUGGUCUAAACCCAAAAAGUAUGACCAGGAGUAUGAGCGGAACUUCUGCAAAGAGGACAAUCUGCAAAAGCUCUUCGAAUGCUUGAAGGCCCUUAGAACUCAGGCCUCCAGGGAGAAAGAGGACCCUAAAUGUCUCAAGAAGCGUCGAAGAAGGGAACUAGGUAGAGUGGCAUCCCAACUGACACUUGCCUAUUUGACCGACCUCUACGAUGUAAGGUCCAAUUCCUCUAAAAAGAGUUUUGAAAAAGGAAUAUCUAUGAGUAAAUAUGCGGGUUUCCUUGAAGCAGAGGCGAAUCAAAAUUCAGAAAUUUUAAUGACAAGCUUGAAGAACGAUAGAAAGAGAGAGGGCAUGGAGAACUUGUUGAACAUAUACGAGGGCACCUACGUGGGAUGGGUGAUGCAGUUCCUAUCGGAGGAGAUGGCUCGCCUCUCGGAACUGCGUAGGCUUCACUUUUUCGCGAUUAUGGCCCAGAAGGAGCGAUGGCGUCGCGAGGCAGCCGAAGCUGGAUUGAGACAGAAGGAGAACGAUAUGAGGCUGAUGUACGAGGAGUUGUUCCAGAACUGCAAUGUGGUUAACAACGAAAUCUCCAACAAAUAUUUCGCACAGAUUUUGAGCUCAGAUAUGUACAAUGUGGCCGAUAGCUCAGCUGCGGAGACAGUAAGUGAAUUGGCGAAGCAAAUCGAUACGGAUAUAGAGCGAUGGCUUGAGAGCUUCAAGCUGAUUCAGAACCCCCUCACAUAUGUUCCUCUACGUCUGAUGCUGAACGAUAUGGUCUCCCCCGAUAUGGAUCAAGUACUCCAGCGGUAUGAAAACUCCCUGAUUGUGCAAUAUGUGUUGGAGGAUGUGAUCUUUCAAAAAGUGUGGACUGAACUAGAUCCAUUUGACAUAGGCACCACAUUAACAAGCGAUCUUAUCGAUCGCCUUAUCGACAACGAUCUAUAUCUCAUGUCCACGGACAGCGAAAGUGAAAUUCCUCAGAAGGCCUCCUGGUACGAGGCUAAUGCCAUAAUUAGAAAGCUUAUUCGACAGGCAGUUCCAGGGAGACGUUGGCUUGAAGAAAAUGAACGCAUUGUAACCGAAAACUAUAACGAUCUCUUUGACGAUAUAUUCGUACAAAUUUUACAGAAAAUGGAAAAUCCUCCACCUGUUGAAUCCUCCGAUUUAAUUGAUCUUCGAUUGACACCUUCUCAGGGUGACAUUCGUAGCACGGACAAUAUUCGCGAAAAAGAAAAUAUUCAUGCCGGAAAUAUCUCACUUAAGGGAUCUGACCUUAUGGGACAACAGACGUUGACCCUAAUUAAAAAAUUCAAGGACGACCACAUCACAGGUGCAUUAGUAAACGUCGAUAAGCCCCUUGGGAAUGAACCGCCAUCUGGUAGCGACCUGUUUAUAAACUCUGAAGUGAUUACUCCCAUUACCAACCUAACAAAGGAACCCAGUGAUUUGUUCAGUCUUAGAAGCACUUUGGAUCUUUCGCAAGUUUCAAAUUUAGAAUCCCUUAUAGGCAGAGGCUACAGGGUAAUGCUACCCAAUGAGGUAGAAAAAAAUGUUUCUGUUGAGAUAGAAAAACUUCUUGCAACAGAGAGCGAAGUAGAACAAAUCUUAGAGGCCACCAACGACAUUGAGGAACAUGAGGUCAUGAAUAAUAUGGAAAAAGAGGACAAGGACAUGUUGCUUGAUAUUAAUUCGCCGAAGGUCUCAUUUCAUGAAAUGCAAGUGCCAAUAAUCCCAGCAAAGGAAAUAAGCCCGGAAGCUUAUCACCCACCUACAUUCCUUGAUAAUAAAGAAGAAGAGAAACCCGUAGAAAAGGAACAAAUACCUUUGGAAAUAACUUCAUUAGAAUUGGAUCGCGAAACUAACACAACUCAGGACAAUUUGGAAACUGUGGACUUAACUUCCAAAGAAAUUAAAUCCGACGUUGACCCAAUUCCCAAGGAGCUCACACCCAUUUCCUCAGGUUCCAAGGAUAUAAAACCAACUGUCAUUGAAUUAGUACCACCUGAAGAAACGACGAUGGACGUAGUUCCAGACCCUGAAAUCAAACCCGAAGCCGAGCCAAAACCCAAAACCGAGUCAGAACCCUCAGGUUCCAAGGAUAUAAAACCAACUGCCAAGGAAUUAGUACCACCUGAAGGAAACAUGCCUGAUUCCAGUCAUGAAAAUGAUAUAAAAAAUUUGACCCCAACGGAUCCUGUGAUGGUCGAAGAAUCAGACUCCUUUAUUCCACCCGUUCGGUCUUCGGGGUUAAAAAAUUUACCCCCAACGGCAGCUUUAUUAAAAUCUGAUUCAACUAAAAUCAAGGGAAAAGCAGUACCUAUUAAAAAGGAUAAGCCCAAAACACAAGUACAGGAAAAUGAAGAUGAGGACCAAAUCGAGGAAAGAAGGCAUAAAGGCUCCUUGGGCUCCCACUUCAACCCCCUUCAAGCAGUGAUUCCCAUUCAAACAAGUGAUGACCAUUUGCCCGUCAAUGAUAAUAUGACAGCAAACCCAAGUAGUAUGUUGUUAGAUCCCGAAUAAUACAAUUAAUAAAUAUUAUAUAAGCAUUACAUGGCUAAAGUGAAA
This is a messenger RNA of Drosophila subpulchrella, 3780 nucleotides long. RefSeq lists its product as uncharacterized. Bases 64 to 3735 code for a protein of 1223 amino acids. Lineage: Eukaryota; Metazoa; Arthropoda; Insecta; Diptera; Drosophilidae. The record is from RefSeq and is a predicted model, not a curated record. The transcript is spliced from 4 exons.